This is a messenger RNA of Schistosoma mattheei, 5472 nucleotides long. NCBI's taxonomy places the organism in Eukaryota, Metazoa, Platyhelminthes, Trematoda, Strigeidida, Schistosomatidae. The record is from the annotation of a GenBank genome assembly.
UUCAAUUAUAUCUUUUAGCUUCAAUGCAUGAGUUGUAUUUUAUUGAGUUUCAUUCUUUUCCCUUGAUUAAAAACUUCAGCUUUAAUGGUUAUAUAUAACGGUUGCUAAGACAAAGCCACUAAUCCGUAUAUUGACUUAUCAUGAAACAUAUGAAAACAGUACUUGGAUCGUUUUUUUAAAUUCCGAUUUUGAACUUUAAGGAACUUGUUUUGCAACUUCCGAAAAGUCGAACUUUCAUGCUGAGUUGUUAUAUUCAUUUCUGAACGUAGCACGUCAAAUUGUAUUUGAUGUUGAUGAAAUGGUUGGUAAUUGACUAAACUAUCUACUUACGGUGUCACGGAAUAAAUUAAUAACACCAUUUUUUUCGUUGAUUUUCUGUUAUCUGAAGAAAUAAUUAUGUAUAAACCAUUCCAGUAAUCGAGUGUAAUUACUAUAGUGAAUCCUUGAAAAGCAACAUUACCAAUCGUUUAUGUCCCAUUUGUAAGUAAUUAGUCUAAACUCUCUAUCUGAUUAUUUAAAAUCGUACACAUAUUCCAGUAAGUCAGUUCAGUGAGUUGAACACAUUACUUUCAUUUGAUUAUUUGUAGUUAGUCAGAAAUACAAGUGUUACACUGUUUGAUGAAUUGAUUUUGACAUCAGAUUGAAGUUGUUCGAGUUCAAGGUCAUCCCAACAUUUAAUUCAACUCACUUCUAUACGAAGUUCGAUAUUUCUUUCAGCCCAACCGCCCGUGUUUAUGUGAUAAGACAAUCAACCAAUCGAAAUAUAUGCUUAUGAUGGAUGAUGAUUUUUAUAAUGAUUCAAUUGGAGAUCAAAUUCUUUUGGAAUUAAAUAUCACUAACUUUACACCAACGUUAAAUGACAAAAACAAACAAACUAAAGAUGAAAUUAAUGGUUUAAAUGAUAACUCACAUUCAUUAUUAACCAUACCAGAUCAAUUUUUUGAUUUCCCCUAUCCGAAACCAUAUUCACAACAACUUGAAUUGAUGCAAACAGUCUAUAAGACAUUAGAAUCUAACUGUUGUGGUAUAUUUGAAAGUCCAACUGGUACUGGCAAAUCAUUGAGUCUAUUAACAGCAACAUUACGUUGGCUUUUAGAUUAUAACGAAAAACAGGUUUUAUUAUUAAAUAGUCUUCAAUCUCAGUUAAAAUUAACGAAUCAUGAAAAUAAAGAGAAUAAUUCUAAGGAAUACGAUUGGAUAGUAGAAUAUGAUAAAAAUCGUUUAUUAAAAAAACAAAUUGAACCACAAAUUGAAGAUCUUUUGAUCUAUCAAUCUAAUUUACAAUUAAUUGAGAAAAUGAAAUCAUCUUCCUCAUCAUUACUGUUUAACCAUCAAACUGACUUUUUAAAUGUUGAUGAAAUGACCAUAACUGAAGCGAAUAUUGAAAGUAUUGAUAUUGAGCAAUUGAAAAAUAUAAUAGACAAUUCCAAUGAUCAGUAUGACUGCGAUGAUGAAUUAUUUUUAUGUAAACCUGAUGAAAACUUAUUCGGUAAAAAUAAAAUUAUCGAAUUAGAUGAAAUUGAACUGGAACAACAGUUUGAAAGUCAAGAACAACAAAAAUCUGAUAAUGGAUUAUUACAUGUAAUUUAUUGUAGUCGUACUCAUUCACAACUCGGACAAAUAGCCAAAGAAUUUGCAAAAUGUAAAACAUUAUUUAGUAAAGUCACAAUAAUUCAAUUAUCAUCAAGAAAUUUGUUAUGCACUAAUGAAACCAUUUAUCAGUUAAAACACCCAGAUUUAAUUAAUAUUGCUUGUCUUGAAUUGAAUCGACCGCGUAAUCGUGAGGAAGGUCAAUCGAAAGUUUUCAGAUGUCCAAUGCGUAACUCAACAGCUGUUAAUAAUUUAUCCAAGCACCUAUUAAUUGGUAAUUCAGCUUUAAAUAUAACCAGUAGUAUUAGAGAUAGAAAGUCAAUGAAUAAAUUAUUUUCGGAAUCGAACUUGGACAACAUAAAUUUAAGUGAAUUUAUCGAUUGUUUAGAAUAUCAACACUUUAUCAUGAAAUUAAUUGGUUUCUCUAAAUGGUCUAAUAAUAUACAACAAAAUUCGAAACAUUUAGAAAAUGUUGCAAUUAGCCAAACAGUUUGUUCACAAAUGACAAAUUUAUUAAACGCUAUGAAAAGAAAAUAUUCUGAUGAGAAUAAUCAAUGUGGAGAUACAAGUCAGGUUUGUAUUUCGAAUAAAAAAUCUAAAAUAGAUAUUGAAAAGUCUGAAGGAAUUGGCUCCAGUUUAUUUAAAUUUCAUAGCUUUCUUAAAGCUUUGGAAUUUUGUGAAGAAGAUGCACGUAUAAUUAUUGAACCUGUUAAGAACCCAACAAAAUUAAAUUUAUCAAUCUCCUCAUCUGAUAUGUUGUCUUCGUCAAGUAAUCUUAAAGAUGAUACUCAAGAUUUGUGUUUACGUGUGGUAUUUUUAAAUCCUGGAAGGUAUUUAAAAGAUCUAGUACAAGAAGCUAGAAGUGUCCUUUUAGUCGGUGGUACAAUGCAACCAUUCAACGAAGCCAUUGAACAAAUAUUUAUACCAUCUGGUAAAUUAUCCAAUCAAAUCGUCACGUUUACAUGUGAUCAUGUGAUUAAUGCGAAAAAACAAUUAGCUGUUUAUCCUUUAGGUGUACAUAGCCAUCAAUCAAAUGGGGAAGUAUUUUCAUUAGAUUUCACAUACCAGAACCGUUCUAAUCCACAUAUGAUAGAUGCAUGCGGUGAAAUAAUUUUACAAAUAUGUCAACAACUGCCUGCUGGAAUUGUUGUGUUUACUCCAUCUUAUGAAUAUCAGUCAAUUUUACAUAAUCAUUGGGAGGCGACAGGUUUACUGAAUAAAAUAACAAAGUAUAAAAGUUUCUUUCACGAACCAAAAACAACAAUUCAAUUAGAUCAAAUAAUGCAAGCUUAUGGAGUAGCAGCUACCCAAAAACUGCAACAUAGACAUGGAGCGCUUUUGCUAUGUGUGAUUGGUGGAAAACUCAGUGAAGGAAUAAAUUUCACAGAUGAUUUAGCUCGAGUUGUGAUCAUUAUCGGCAUGCCAUAUGCAAAUCCACAGUCCCCAAUUUUAAGAGAAAAAAUGAAUUAUUUGGAUAAGCAUUUCAUUCGUGAAUCCCAAUCUACACAAAAUCCAGGUAGGCAAUAUUAUGAGACAAUGUGUAUGCGUUUAAUAAAUCAAGCUAUUGGUCGAUCUAUACGACAUGCAAAGGAUUAUGCUGUUGUCUUCUUAUUGGAUAAUCGGUACUAUCGUUCAACGAUUCAAUCACAAUUACCUAAAUGGGUUCAACAAAGUAUUAUUCAUCAACAAUCAAAUGAUAAACAAUCGACUUCACUGUCAUCGUCAAAUCAUUACAGAAAGUUCUUAAAUUUAUCAGAAGCUUUGGAGCAUGCUAAGAGAUUUUUCUUAAGUAACAAGGAGUGUUUGGAAUAGAAGAAAUGAUUCCUUUUUGGAAAAAAACGAGGGAAAUUGACUUGGUGUGUAAUCUUUGUUUUUAGUCUUACAUUUUUUCAUUCUCACGAUACUUUUUAUGUAUUCAGGUACUUUUUCUAAAAUUGCAAUUCAUAAUGUGAGGCAAGGAAAAUGUUUGGGUGUAAUGGUGAUCAGAUUUCAAUUAGUAGGACGAAAGUCGAUUUCAAUGCAUUUAAUUAAUAAUUUUUUUAUUUACUUUAUUAUCUCUGUUUAUCAAUUAAUGCACUCCUGAUUGAAUAAAUUUUCUCAUUACUUAUUAUACUUGUUAGCAAAUCCUGAUCUGAUCUACUACCUAGUUUAGCCACUAUCAAUGCGUACACUCCUAAUGCUUUAUCAACUCUUUAGUAAGCUUUAAUACCAGAAAAGCAUAUACGUACAACAGACAGACUUCAUAAUUGGCUUCAGGAUAUUAGAUUAGGUUAGAUGAAUAGUUCAUCUAUUCUUGAACUGAUGAAUGCUUAUAUCCUACUUGAGAUAUUUUGCAUCUUGUCUAAUUCGCUCGGUUUUUUGAUGUUUCAACGGUCCUUUACUCAACUUUAUUUUAUUGUGUUGCUGUAGAUGGAGUGUAACAUCAUCUUGUUUAUUGUGACAAAGCCUUUUUGUUUACCGUCCUGUAGGAUCAAGGAAAAAAUGUCGCAAAGAUUCCUACGUUUCUUGAGAAUGAAAGGUGGUGUCAUCCCUAAUUUGAAAGUGUAAAGAAAACUAGUUAUAUAACCCUAGUUCACAUGAGGUAUUCCAUACAGGAGUUUUAAUAAAAUUCAGUCGCAUGUAGUUUCUCUUUGUAUGAACAGUUUUUUUUAAUGAUGAACUAACUCCCUAUAAUGUAAGUGUUAACAUACAGUUUUAAAUAAAAUAGAAACAUCUCACAGACAAUUAACCGAGAAAUUCACAGUAAUAUACAGAGCAUUUACCAGUAGUUCAGAUGCAUCCAUAUCCAGUCUUGAAACCAGCCUUGUUUCCAACAGCUCGCUCUUUACGAGCCCUAAAUUAGCAUUAACGGAUCAUCAGUGUUAACAAUUUAAACACUAUACUGAUCAAACUGAAUCCUUCGUGAUUGUGAUAGGAGGAUUUUUGUCUCUUAUUACAUACUGGGACAAUCAGCGAUCGAGACCAGUCAUAGGAGAUUACGUCUAGUUCCCAGAUUCUAUCUAUGACCUCAUUUAAUCUAACUGCUAAAACUGCACCACCAUCUUUAAAAAUCUUCAGGGUUAAUCAAUCAGGUCAUGGUGCUCUCCCUCGCCUUACAUUGAGCACAGCCUUUUCAACCUCACUAUGAGUUGAAGGAUUUUCAUCAAAUCGUCAUUUAAAUUAUACUUAGAAAUGGUGGAUAACUGAAGUCCAGUAGAACUGUCUCCUAAAGUAUUCUGCUCACCAGUCCAAUCUCCUACAUUAGGUGAAUGACAGUCCCAGUCCUUUCCGAUAUAGUCUCACUAACAACCGAAAUUUCAAUACCUGAUUUUUUGAUAAGUGUGAAUACUUUUUAACAUUUUUUCCUUUUACGUUCGCUACCCACCACCUUGCACAAUCAUUCGGUAGGGUUUUCUUGCCCACUAACUCUAACCACCUAACAUUCGAACAAUAAAUAAUCAACAGUUGUAAAUCUACUGACGGCUGGAAGUUAGGAUCGGUCUAUGUUGUAAAAUGUUUAGUUAUUCAAAUGGAGUGAUGAUUAAUGGAUUAUUUUUACACAGCUAUGUGCACAACCUAAAGAUAACAAUAAACAAAUAAUGUUACAGAAUACAUACGAGUUAUUAUAAAAAAGAAAUGAAGAAAUAAUACAUGAUUACAAUUUCGGAGAAAUUAUAACAUUUCUGUGUAACAUACAGAUUUCCUAUUAUCCGAAAUCUUUUUUUUAAAAAAAAGUUAUUAAAAUAAUGAAAGCACCACAAACAAUUAUGCAGUAUUUAUUUCAGCUCAAUUAUAAAUCACUUCCUUACUUUGUACUACACUUUCAGUGUAUCAACAAUAAAAAUAAUUUCUUUGACUUGUAUAUCUUCUCUAUACACAAAGUGUUGGAGAUUUAGAUUGGCU